AGAAGAAGAAGAAGAUUACGAAAAUUGUGUCACGAGCUUCCUGUGUUCUCAAUAAUUUGUUCUGAGUCGUCAGUUCGUAGUUGAAAUUGUAUAGGUGAAGUAAAGAGAGAAAUACAUUUGUAGUUAAAAAAGCAAGAAUGGAUGCACAUAUCCAUCCUGAAACACUAGAGGAGAAGCCUCCUGAAUUCCUAUCGAGUUGGAUUUAUUUGGGAAAAACAUUUAUUCAACAUAAUGGCUGGCUUUUACUUGGUGCUGGUGUCAUACUUUGCUGUCUGUGGAUAAGAAUGAAGUCAUACAUUGAAAAAUUUAGGGAACAACAGGAAGAAAGAAGAUAUGCUGCUUUGUGGCAUAAGAAUCCUGAUUUAGUUCAUGCCCGCCAAGAAGCUAUGGAAGCAGCAAGGCUGAGAUUUCAAACUGAACAUGAUAAAAAAGCCAACCAACAUGCUGAAAAAAUGAAAGAGCGUGAUGCAAAGAAGAGAGAAGAAUAUCUUGGAAAGCAAGGAGAAAGAGUGCCAGUUCGAGUUGGUUACAGACUAUCAGACCAGACCAGCUCUUCAAACAAUGAAGGGCAGACACAAACAAAAUCUUCAUACCGACCAGAUUACAAUCCACUGAUGGGAGCAGGUGGGUCUGGUGGCUACAGACCUCCUCGGCGCACCUGUCCAGGUGGUGGCUGUGGAUAAAUACUGGAAGUGAGUGAAAGUGCCUGCUGACAAUCUCUGUAGCGUUACUUGGCUCACAAACAUACCCAUGAAGUCAAAACUAUUCCUCUGUUAUCUAACAGACAACUGACUACAUUUGUGCUUAUUUACAUUGGUGUGUGUAAGUACUUAAUUGAUGCUUAUUUAUAAAAGUGGUGAAUUGUGUGCUGUUAACAGCUUCUAGUGUUCUGGCUAACUAUAUGCUGGUCUUCAAAUUGUGGUUCCACGCAUUUUUUGUGAAACAUGUGCUGCUUGUACUGGGAUAUUGUAUUGUCAUGCUAUGUAGUGAUAUUAUUACAGAUUUGUUAUAUUGUAGGUAAGAACUUUAUGACAUCAUUUCAAAUAUUUAGAUUUGCUUUCAACAUUUCUGUGAAUUUUGCAAAAACAGUGAACAGUGAAACGUAUAUAGUUCUGAAUGAAGCUGUUCUUGCUUUUUUUUUUCUCCACAAAACUGUCUAAAGACACUACAUAAAUACUGUACCUUUCAUAAAAUUCACACCUGUUAGCUCUACCAUGUCUGAUUCUUUCUGCAUGUAACAGCUCAAAAACUGCUGGAUGGAUUUUCAUUAAAUUUGAUAUUGGGAGUUUUUCUAAAAUAUGCUGACACAUUCUAACUUUGGUUAAAAAUCUUCAAUAAAUCAACAAUUUGUUACUUGAGUCCUCUGCUGAACACUGGGUUAUUGCAGUUAACAACUCUAAUGUAGCUUUUUCUAGUGGUGCUAUACUCAUUAAGACCCCUUUUAUGCUUGAAUCUUAAGUGUAACUUCCUAAACAUUUAUCAAAGAAAAAAUAUGUGAAUUCAUUUUUAAAGAAAAAUUAUAACAUUUUAUGCUCAUUACACUUUUUAUGUGUCUUAUAGUUUUUAAAAUAAAAAAUUGUGAGUUUUGUGGUGA
Molecule: messenger RNA, 1594 nt
Organism: Zootermopsis nevadensis
Lineage: Eukaryota; Metazoa; Arthropoda; Insecta; Blattodea; Termopsidae
Product: selenoprotein S
Biological process (GO): retrograde protein transport, ER to cytosol; endoplasmic reticulum unfolded protein response
Cellular component (GO): Derlin-1-VIMP complex; endoplasmic reticulum membrane; Derlin-1 retrotranslocation complex
Source: RefSeq, a predicted model, not a curated record